Molecule: messenger RNA, 1511 nt
Organism: Lynx canadensis (Canada lynx)
Lineage: Eukaryota; Metazoa; Chordata; Mammalia; Carnivora; Felidae
Gene: CCDC32
Product: coiled-coil domain containing 32
Exons: 4
Coding region: 71-523 (150 amino acids)
Biological process (GO): cilium organization
Source: RefSeq, a predicted model, not a curated record
CAGCCUUCAGCGACGGAACUGAGCCGAGCGUUUGUGGGCUGCUGGGGAGGCGUUUGCGCUCAGAUUCCAAAUGAAAAUGUUUGAGAGCGUUGACUCUACAGCUACAAAAUCUGGCCCUGAUCUUUGGGCUGAAAUCUGUUCCUGUCUGCCAAAUCCUGAUCAAGAAGAUGGUGCCAACAAUGCCUUUUCAGACUCCUUUAUGGAUUCUUACCCUGCAGGCACAGGCCAGAGGGAGGCCCCAGAUUUUGCUGAUCAGCCAGCUACAAAGCCUUGGGCUCCCUUGCAGGAUUCAGAAGUGUAUUUAGCAUCUCUAGAGAAGAAACUGAGAAGAAUCAAAGGUUUAAAUCAGGAAGUAACUUCUAAGGACAUGCUUCGAACCUUGGCCCAAGCCAAGAAGGAAUGCUGGGAUCGAUUCCUCCAGGAGAAGUUAGCAUCAGAGUUCUUUGUGGAUGGAUUUGAUUCUGAUGAGAGUUCUGAGCCAACACAGAAGAUGUUUGGCAACCUUGAGGACACCAUACUAUAGAAACGCCAUGGAGAGACAGAGGGGCUGGCUCUCAGCAGUUUAGCCCCAGCAUGAAUCUUCCCACCUAGGCAUCAGACAUGUGAGAGAUUCAGAUGAUUUCAGACCCCAGCCUUCAAGCUACCCCAGUUGACACCAGGUGGAACAGAGACAAGCUGUCCCUGAGAAGCCCCGCAGAUUUAUGAACAAAAUAAAUGCCGUGGUUUGAGCCAUUGGGUUUGGAGCUGGUUUGUUACACGACAAUAGGUAACUGGCACACCAUGACCUACGUUUCGGAUUUUAUGUAGCUAAUUUCAGGUAUUUUAUUUUUCAGUCCCUUUUAGUUUCUAAUGGUUACAGAAUUUUAAUACUUAAUUCUGGAUGCAGUAUGGAGAGGAGCAAAAUUGGAUGCAGGGGCCAGCUGUGAGGUGACUGCGGUUGUCUAAGAAAGAGAUGACUGACCUGAGGACUUUCAUCUCCACUUAGGGUAGAGAAUCCUGCAGGAAAAUGCCACUCCCCUGCCCGGGGAUGAGAAAUAGCUGAAUUAUCUACAAAACCGUAGCUUUUCUUGCGUCUGCAGGAAGCUGAGGUCACAAGACAAUGAAAUAAAGCCUCUUCAAGGAGAGAGAGACACACAUGAACAGUCUCAACUUUAGCAGAGCACGGAAGAAAGAGGUGGCCAUCAUACAAGUGGGUAAGAAGAAAUCAACAAAAACUUUAACAAAAACUAAAAGGCUACACAUGGGCUAGUGUGUCAGUUUAGAAUAGCUGGAGACUAUUCCAGACACAGGAGAGUUUGUACUCACAGUGUUGUUCCAGAGGCCUCCCCGGAGGUUCAGAGAAAAACUGGGAGCUGGGCAGGAAAUGGGAGAGGGCUUUCCUCCGUGGUGGUGCAAGCAUGCAGAAGUUGAUUAAGGCAGCUGCUUGGCAAAGGCAAAAAGCCUCAGCUGCUUCCAGAAUCCCUCUCUUAAGCAAAAGCCUUAAGCUGCUAAGGAAGGGGCAACAGAUUCUU